AUGCCCUAUAACGUUUGGGCUGCGAUACUGCUGAUAUGCCCACUCCUCGUUCAAUUGAUUCGUAGUUAUCGGCGAGGCUUCCCCGGCCAUCGUCUGCCACCCGGCCCGAAGCGUCUUCCCCUCAUAGGAAAUGCUCACCAGUUGCCCGCCACAGAAUAUCAAGAGUAUACAUUCAGAUCAUGGGCACAGAGAUACGGCGAUCUCAUCUACGCCGAGUUCUUUGGCAGCCGCAUGGUCAUUGUCAAUUCAUCCAAGAUUGCGAGAGACCUUUUGGACAAGCGAGGUGCCAUCUACUCUAGCAGGCCGCGCAUGGUAACAAUGGUCGAGCUGAUCGGGUGGGAUCCAACUCUGGCGCUUGCACCAUACCAGAGCGAGAGUCGUCGGAAGCAGCGUCGAUGGGUACAAGCCGCCUUCGGCGAGAAGGACACCCUUCGCGCGUACGAAGCCCUACAACAGCGGGAAACUUGCAUCUUCUUGGAAAACCUGAUCCAAACGCCGAAGGAUUUCAUUUUGCAUAUUACGCGAUUCACCGCUACAUUGAUUCUUGAGACCGUCUACGGACAUCGUAUCAAGUCAUUGGAGGAUUCAUACGUGUUGCUAAUGGAUCGGGGGGUACAGGCGACCAGUGCCACAGGUCCUGCGGGCGGCGGGAUAAUGGACUUCUUCCCACUUCUCAAGCAUGUACCUACCUGGCUCCCAGGUGCAGGAUUCAAGCGAAAGGCGCUGCACGCCCGGAAGCUGGUACAAGCUGCUCAUAAUAUCCCAUUCGACAUGGUUCGCAAAGCCGUCGCGUCGGGAGACGCACGACCAUCGUUCACUGCAGCAUUAAUUGAGGAAGCAGAAAAGGCUGACCGACUUGACCAAGACGAGAAUGACAUCCGAUUUGCAGCUGGGAUACUAUACGCUGCUGGCUCAGACACGACUAAGACGAUGCUUCAGACGUUCUUCUUGGCCAUGGUCUUACACCCCGAUGUAUUCAAGAAGGUACAAGAGGAAGUGGACCACGUCGUCGGGAACGUUCGGUUGCCUUCCCUCGAGGACAGACCGAACCUGCCAUACGUCGAUUGUGUUCUCAAGGAGACCUAUCGGGCGAUGACGCGUAACGAAGAGAUGUACAGCGAUCCUGAUCUAUUCUGUCCUGAACGCUUCCUCACAGCCUCAGGCUCGCCCGAUACGGAGAUUGAAGAUCCUCGCAAUAUAGUCUUCGGGUAUGGCAGACGGCUUUGUCCCGGCCGCCUAUUCGCAGAUACUACCCUGUUCUUGGCAAUAGCCAGUAUUGCCGCAACCCUCGACAUCGACAAAGCUCGAGAUGCGGAAGGCAACGUCAUCACGCCGAAGGCAAAAUUUCUCUCUUCGUUCGUCAGUCACCCUGAAGCAUACGAGUGUGCUAUGAUGCCGCGCUCGCCCACUGUCGCGGCCCUUGUAGAGGAGGCGCUGGAAAAUAUCUCGGCCUCAGUGUGA
Rhodofomes roseus is the source of this 1461-nucleotide messenger RNA. Its product is annotated as cytochrome P450 monooxygenase. The record is from RefSeq and is a predicted model, not a curated record. Lineage: Eukaryota; Fungi; Basidiomycota; Agaricomycetes; Polyporales; Fomitopsidaceae. Gene Ontology annotation, molecular function: oxidoreductase activity, acting on paired donors, with incorporation or reduction of molecular oxygen; iron ion binding; heme binding. Bases 1 to 1461 code for a protein of 486 amino acids. The transcript has 11 exons.